AGUAAAUUGUCAGUUCCUGCUUUACACACAGCUGAUCAGCUUGCACUGAUGUAGUAUUAUCAGUGCCAUCGAGAAAGAACGCUGAAUAUACAACUAGCGGGGCCGCUGGGGGCAAAGUCCCCUUCAAGGCGGAUGUGACAAAAGGCUUCGCCCCAGAGGCGUCGCCAAGAAAAGCAAAGUUCAAUCCAAGAUGGCGGCACAUACAAACUUUGUUGCGCUGUCCGUCGUCUUCUUCCUUACUUUUUCGCUGUGUCUGGUCGCCCAAGCUCGCAACAGGCACCGCCCGAGCUUGGACUUUCAGAAGAACCAAGAAGAUGGACCGAACUACCUUGUAGGUGUGGGCAGGGCUGACGUAACGGGGCCGGCUGCUGAAGUCAACAUGAUGGGAUAUGCCAACCCUGCUCAGCAGAGUUCAGGUAUCCACUUCCGGCAGUUCAGUCGUGCGUUCAUCGUGUCAGACCCACAGAACACCACUCGUACUGUCUUUGUCAGCGUGGACUGUGCCAUGGUGUCACAGAUCCUCAAGAUAGAGGUUGUUAAGAAGUUGAAGCCACUGUUUGGAAAUGCGUACAAUGAGAGCAACGUUUGCCUGAGUGCCAUCCACACUCACUCUGGCCCGGCCGGCUUCCUGCAGUAUGUGCUGUUUGAUGUGACGUCCCUCGGGUUUGUCAGGGAGAGUUUUAAUGCCCUGGUGGAUGGAAUAGUCGCUAGCAUCCAAAGAGCACAUAACAACGUUGUGCCGGGUGACCUCUAUCUGAAUCAAGGGGAACUGCAGGAUGCCAACAUCAACCGCAGCCCGACAGCCUACCUCAACAAUCCUGAAUCUGAGAGAGCAAAAUAUGAUGCCAAUACUGACAAAAACAUGGUUGUGCUGAAGUUUGUAGACCAACAUGGAACAGGCCUGGGUAUGAUCAGUUGGUUUGCCGUCCACUGUACCAGUAUGAACAACACCAAUGGUUUGAUCAGUGGAGACAACAAGGGCUAUGCCUCGCAGCUGUUUGAAGCUGACAUGAACCCAGGGUCCCUCGCUGGACAGGGUUCCUUUGUAGCAGCCUUUGCUCAGAGUAAUGAAGGAGAUGUGUCCCCUAACACACGAGGUCCCCACUGUCAGGACACAGGGCUGGCCUGUGAUCUGGAGACAAGCACUUGUAAUGGGAAGUCGGAGCUGUGCGUGUCACCAGGUCCAGGGGUGGACAUGUUUGACAGCACACGUAUCAUUGGCCACAAGCAGUACAGCAAGGCAAAGGAGCUGUACAAUGCAGACGCCCAGGAGAAGUUGUCAGGACCGGUACAGUUUGCCCUGCAGUUUGUGGACAUGAGUGAUGUCACAGUGCAGAUCAACAGUUCCUACUCCGCAAAGACUUGUAAACCAGCCAUGGGGUACAGUUUUGCAGCGGGAACUACUGAUGGACCUGGUGCUUUUGACUUCACUCAAGGUGACACAGAAGGCAAUCCAUUUUGGAACUUUGUCAGGAACAUCAUCAAACAACCCUCAGCUGAAGAGGUGGCCUGUCAGGCACCCAAGCCUAUUCUACUGCCCACGGGGGAGAUGACGUUCCCCUACGCCUGGCAGCCUGACAUUGUUGAUAUCCAGCUGUUGAGGUGGGGUCAGCUGGUGGUGGCCGCUGUGCCUGGCGAGUUCAGUACCAUGUCUGGGAGACGUCUAAGGGACUCCAUUCAGAGGGCUGUGGUGAGCAAGGGUUUACCAGAGGACACUGAGGUGGUGGUGGCAGGACUAUCCAACACCUACUCGGACUACAUCACCACCUAUGAGGAGUACCAGGUGCAGAGAUAUGAGGGUGCCUCUACCAUCUAUGGUCCCCACACCCUGGCAGCAUAUCAACAGCUCUACUCACAGCUGGCUCAGGACAUGGUUAUGGGAGCGGAUAUUGACAUUGGUCCUUCUCCUCCCAACCUGCUGUCCCGUCAGCUGUCCUUCCUCCCUCCGGUGGUGUUGGACACUACACCCCUCUUCACACACUUUGGAGAAGUGAUUACUGAUGCCGGUUCCGCCUACCACACUAAUGAGACUGUGUCUGUUCGAUUCCACAGUGCCCACCCAAGAAACAACCUGCAGACCCAACCAGAGAACAUGCAGAAGACUGUGAGGCGGCGGCGGGGAAUUUUCCACUUUUUCUCCUGGGCCCACAAAAAGCUCCAGAAGUUUCUGUCAGGCCCAGAUGAAGAGGCAGAGUUGGAUGGAUCCUUCUUGACUGUGGAGAGAAAGAAGGAUGAUGGGACAUUUGAGGUGGUACACAAUGAUGCAUCAUGGGAUACAAUGUACAAGUGGAAGCGCACCAACGUUCUGGUGGGGCAUAGCGAGGCCACGAUCACAUGGACCAUCUCCCCCGGCACCCCGCCCGGUACCUACCGCAUCCGCCAUUUUGGACAUUCCAAGAACCUGGUGGGAGAGAUCACCCCCUUUGUCGGGAGCUCCCGCCACUUUACUGUCAACCAUUAGAACAAGUAUUUGCCUCCUUUGCAGACGUUCUUGGCACACGAUAAGUGUUUUUGGGGGGAGGGAGGGCAAGUUUUCUGAUCGCAUGUAGAUUGCACACGCUUUAAUGCAUUGUUAAGACUUGGCCAGAACUCUGUCCACCCACCCUUAUGUACUACCAUUGGGUAAGAACAUGCUGUCUGAUUUUCUCUGCAAUCACUAUCUCUCUCCCUUUC
Molecule: messenger RNA, 2673 nt
Organism: Branchiostoma belcheri (Belcher's lancelet)
Lineage: Eukaryota; Metazoa; Chordata; Leptocardii; Amphioxiformes; Branchiostomatidae
Product: neutral ceramidase-like
Exons: 20
Coding region: 191-2461 (756 amino acids)
Biological process (GO): long-chain fatty acid biosynthetic process; sphingosine biosynthetic process; ceramide catabolic process
Cellular component (GO): extracellular region
Molecular function (GO): N-acylsphingosine amidohydrolase activity
Source: RefSeq, a predicted model, not a curated record